This is a messenger RNA of Cooperia oncophora, 822 nucleotides long. The record is from the annotation of a GenBank genome assembly. NCBI's taxonomy places the organism in Eukaryota, Metazoa, Nematoda, Chromadorea, Rhabditida, Trichostrongylidae.
AUGCGAUCAGCUGAUGGCGACUGGCUUUGGAUGCACACAGUCUUUGCAGUUCGUGGUAAUCUCUGCCAUGAAGUACAGGAAGGCCGACGAGUCCGGCAUGUCAUACACUGUUACUAUCAGUCAUUAAGUGGAAUUGAAGCAGCUGCUCUGCAAGCGAAUUCCUGGAUUUACAACAUUCGACACACGUAUCCUGCAGCAUUUCCUUGUCAAGGCUCGCCGACUCCGGAUCGCCCCCUUUCGCCAGUAUCACCCCUUACUGGCGAAUCGUCAUUUCCUCAAACGAUUGAGCAACUUGUUCCGUUUAUUAAGCAAGAGCCGUUCACUCCAGUGACGAUGAUACCAGCUUACGGUGGUUGCGCACAGAUCAAAGUCGAAAUUCCAAUGAAAGCCAUGCCACAGAUCUCGAUGUUCACACCGGAAAGUUCUUCGCCAGAGUCGUCCGCGUCACUUACUUCAGCCCUGUUCGCUCAACCUUUCUUCGCAGGUCAAGGAGGAUCUAAUGAAUCAGCGAUGGCGAUGGAAGAUUUCAACUGCAUUCUUCCAUUGUCACUCAAAGGAACUUUGCCCGACCUUCGCGAUGGCCUGGACGAUUUUUUCAGAGAGGUUGAGCAACCGGCCGAAAACUCCCGCACUCCUGCUGCUGCUCCAAUGGCAUCGGCAACCGCUGCAUGCUACUCUCCUGAACAAGCCACCGAUCUUUUCAAAUACCUUGGUCCUGCUCUUUUUGGUGGUCCUUCCGCUCAGAGCAUGGAAUCACUACGAAUGGCCAGUUCACUCCCGAAUGGUGUUCACUGUCCACGGAAGCGGAGCUGGGUGGUUUAG